This is a messenger RNA of Eimeria tenella, 536 nucleotides long. RefSeq lists its product as uncharacterized. Gene Ontology annotation, cellular component: cytoplasm. The annotation marks the transcript as partial. NCBI's taxonomy places the organism in Eukaryota, Apicomplexa, Conoidasida, Eucoccidiorida, Eimeriidae. The record is from RefSeq and is a predicted model, not a curated record. Gene Ontology annotation, molecular function: ATP hydrolysis activity; ATP binding. The transcript has 3 exons.
AUGCUGCGCAAGAUGCUUCGGAACAUACCGCAUUGUCUCACGGAAGCCGACAUCAAAGAAGUGGCGGAGAACACGCAGGCGUUCGUGGCGGCGGACUUGGCGCUGCUGCUGCGGACGGCGGCGACGGCCGCGCUGCGGAAGAGCCUGCUGCUGCAGCAGCAGCAGCAGCAGCAGCAGCGGGCCCUGGGGCGCGGGGACUUCGCUGCUGCGCUGCGGGCUGUGAGGCCCUCCGGCCUCAAAGCCCUUGCAUGCGAAGUGCCCCAAGUGACCUGGGAAGACAUCGGGGGCUACUGUGGGGCGAAGCUGCUGCUGCAGCAAUGUGUGGAGUGGCCUGUGAGCCACAGCAGCAGCUUCCAGCAGCUGCGGCUGCUGCCCCCCAAGGGUUUGCUGCUCUACGGGCCCCCCGGCUGCAGCAAAACCCUCCUCGCCAAGGCAGUCGCCACCGAGUCCAAAAUGAACUUCCUCUCAGUCAAGGGGCCGGAGCUGUUCUCCAAGUGGGUCGGCGAAUCAGAAAAGGCAAUUAGGGAUUUAUUUAG